Messenger RNA from Meloidogyne enterolobii, 1281 nucleotides. NCBI's taxonomy places the organism in Eukaryota, Metazoa, Nematoda, Chromadorea, Rhabditida, Meloidogynidae. The record is from the annotation of a GenBank genome assembly.
UAUAAUCAUUCUAAUAUAGCACUCCGUAAAUUGCCUGUUCCAAAAGCAACAAAUGAAGCUCUUGGAGGUUCCUCAAUUCCAUCAGUUUUGGUAACUGUUGAACAAUUUUGGAACGACAAAUAUUGGCAGAAAUUAAAACCUUAUGAUUUACAGUUAUUUUAUGUUUUUCCUGUUACUCAGAGGGAUUUUUGUGAAAAUGGAGAUAUUAUUAUACCCAAUACACACGAUUUAAUUUGGAUGAAUCAGGGGAAGGCAUCAACAUCCGGUAUGCCUAUGCUUUGCAAAUCACAUUUAGAGAUACAAAUGGAAGAUGAUCCAGAGGAUUUGGUAUAUGAAGAGAGAAUGACUGACACUCCAAAUGCUAAUUAUUAUCAUGAUGGUAACCUAGAUUUGAGAAUGCCCCAAGAAGUACAAUUUGAGAGGAAUGUUUUUGCUGGGGCAGAGAGGGUGAGGUUUUUCUAUGAGGUUACUGUGGUACGUGAAAAUCAACUCAAGGCGGGCGCUGGAAAACCGAAGUUUGAACAGCGUAGAACCCUCGUUAAAUCAGACGCGUUAGAUUAUGAACUUCAUCCAGAAAUUUAUGGAACUGGAAUGGAAGAUUACCAACGGAGCCAAUCAAAUAAAAAUGAGAGUAGCGAACAAUUAAAGAAAGGGAAAGAUAAAUUAACUGAAAAAGACAAAGACAAGUAUGAAAUGCAUACACCUAUUGUACGCCCUAUAAAAACAAAGGGGAGAGAAAAAAGUUUUAAUGAAAAGACAAAAAGUACAAGUUCGAAAAUGAAGGAAACAUCCCCCCAAACGUCUACCAAUGAAGAAAAUAAUGAGAGAGAGGCAACCACCUUGGUCCCCAUUCCAUCACUAAAAAUAGAAUCCGGAAAGCUUGAAACUGUUCAACAGCCUCAAUCCUCCCCCUUACAACCAGCUUUAACGUCAAAUUCCCCUCAGACUCAAAUGUCGUCAACAUCAACAUUUACUACAGAAAACGACAAAGUUUUUACUGAAACAGACACUAAAGACUUGAAUGAAGCAGAGAAAAAGAAAAUUGAGAAAGAGGGAAAAGAUGAGGAUUGGUUACUUUUCCGGAAUGUUUUGCUAGCCUUUCUCGCGUUGUUGUUUAUUGUUGUUCUUCUCGGACUUUUCUACACCCGUUCGUUGUGCUGUUUUUCCGGAAGUAAGAGAAGGGAAAAUACAAACGGGCAACAUCAGCAGAUGAAUGGCGGUGGGAAAACGAAAAUACAAAACGGAAAAGAAUACAAAGAAGCAUGCAAUAAUUAUACGUAG